CUGUUGCUCAACCCCUUCUGCCGAAAGUGUUCAAUGCUUCGCUUUUUUUUGUUUACGACAUAAAGCUGUUGUUUGAUCCAUCCUGUGCUUCAUUACUAUUCUCUCGGUCUAUAGCUCUCGAGAUAUCCGGAGACUUCUUCUAUUGCUCUUGUCUCUUUCUAUGUCCACGUGGGCGUUCUUCAAACAGCACACACACAUACACACACACAUACACACACACACAUACACACACACACAUACACGUAUACAAUAUAUGCACGCACAUACAUACAUACACAAAUUCUAAUGCCUAUCCCGAUGAACAUUGCAACAUGACUCCGUUGCCUACACAUUCAUCUCUGCUUAGCAGACAUAUAUCUGCAUCGUAUAGUUCGGAAAGGCCUUUCCACUGUUUCCCUCUUCUGUUUCUUCAUUACGGACUUUUUGUCUGUGAAGGAUUUUAUGGAAGGAAUUGAAAUGGAAUGCCUCAACUUCAGCAGCACCCUGCUAUUUUUACACAACUAUCCAUACCCACUCGUCUUCUUAU
Messenger RNA from Loa loa (African eye worm), 526 nucleotides. RefSeq lists its product as hypothetical. The transcript has a single exon. The record is from RefSeq and is a predicted model, not a curated record. NCBI's taxonomy places the organism in Eukaryota, Metazoa, Nematoda, Chromadorea, Rhabditida, Onchocercidae. The annotation marks the transcript as partial.